GUCACAAAUCAAUCUUUUUCCUGCCCGCCGUCUCGUUCAGUUCUUUGAAUGUGUAGCGCCGCUUCUACGAAAUGGCUGGAUUUCUCUCAUGGCUGUGGAGGUAUAGGAAUUAUCUUGUGAUAGUCCUCGCACCUCUGCUCCUGCUGCCUCUGCCUCUUGUCAUACCCUCAUCGGAGGCAAAAUGUGGCUAUGUGAUCAUCCUGAUGGCGUUGUACUGGUGCACGGAAUGCAUCCCUCUGGCUGCCACGGCUCUGCUGCCCGUCAUUCUGUUCCCCAUGAUGAAGAUCAUGGAGUCGGAUGAGGUGUGUAUUCAGUACUUGAAAGACUCCAACAUGCUCUUCAUUGGUGGCUUGCUGGUGGCCAUCGCUGUGGAGCACUGGAACCUGCACAAGAGGAUCGCCCUCAAGGUUCUGAUUUUUGUUGGGGUCAAGCCUUCACUCCUGAUGAUCGGCUUCAUGGGCACCACAGCCUUCCUGUCCAUGUGGAUCAGUAACACAGCCUCCACGGCCAUGAUGCUGCCCAUCGCCAACGCCGUGCUGCAGCAGCUCAACGACUCCGAGGCCAACGCGGAAAAGAGAGCUUAUGCGCAGAGUACCAAGGACGGCCUGGAGAACCAGAGCUUUGAGAUGAGCGAGAGCAACGAACGCAAACCAAAUGGCAGCACCGUCAACAUGGAUGCCGUGGUCAAGGAUGAGACAGACAAUGAUAUAUCAAAAGUUGGAGUGUACAGCACAGAGUCAAUGGAGCAGAACAGAAUCAAGAGGGAGCAGAGGUACACGAAGCUGACCAAAGGCAUGAGUCUGAGCGUGUGUUACGCUGCAAGCAUCGGAGGGACCGCCACCCUCACUGGAACUACGCCCAAUGUCAUACUAAUGGGCCAGAUUGAUAAACUAUUUCCCGACAACGGCGGAGUGAUCAAUUUCGCCAGCUGGUUUGGCUUUGCAUUCCCCAACAUGAUUUUAAUGCUGGUAUUAACGUGGCUUUGGCUGCAGUUCGUGUUUCUGGGCUUUAAUUUCAGAAAGUCAUUUGGAUGUGGCGUAAAAAGCGCAGGUGAUAAGGAGGCCUACCAGGUAAUCAAAGAUGAGUACAAAAAGUUGGGCAAGAUGAGCUUCGCUGAGACCAGCGUGCUGGUUAUCUUCACGCUGCUGGUUCUUCUGUGGUUUACCAGGGAGCCUGGCUUCAUACCAGGCUGGGCCACGGUUCUCUUCAACCAAAACAAAAAGUACGUGACAGAUGGCACCGUGGCCAUAUUCAUGUCGGCACUGUUCUUCUGCAUUCCCUCCAAAUUUCCAAGACGGGGUCGCAUGUCAGAUGACGAAGCUGACGAAGCUCCAUCUCCACUGCUAACUUGGGACGUGGUCCAUCAGAAGAUGCCGUGGGACAUCCUCUUGCUCCUGGGAGGAGGCUUCGCCCUGGCCCAUGGCAGUGAGGUGUCUGGACUUUCCAAAUGGUUGGGGGAAAGUCUCAUACCGCUGCAGAGCAUUCCUCCUUUUGCCAUCUCCAUAGUGCUGUGUCUGAUGGUGGCCAUGUUCACGGAAUGUUCCAGCAACACCGCCACCACCACUCUGUUCCUACCAAUACUCGGCGCCAUGGCCAUCGCCAUUAAAAUCCAUCCACUGUAUGUGAUGUUCCCCUGCACCAUCGCUGCCUCCCUGGCGUUCAUGCUGCCUGUAGCCACGCCCCCCAACGCCAUCGCUUUCUCCUAUGGCAACCUUAAAGUCUUGGACAUGGCCAAGACUGGAUUCAUCCUGAAUUUCAUCGGCGUCAUCACCAUCAACAUUGGUAUUAACACUUGGGGCGUGGCCAUGUUCCAGCUCAACACAUUCCCCAGUUGGGCAAAUGUUACCAAAGCUCCUUGAAUAGGACUCAAUGAGAGAAAACAACUACAACAACAAUAAUAACAACAAACAUCAGCAAACACUUUUCUUAGAUGAUCAACUUCCGAUCAGUAGUUUAUUAAACACCAAAUGGUUGCAACUUUUUUUUUUCCUCUAGUGUUGUUCACUCAAAUGGGCUCGAUUCAACGGAAUAAAUUACGAUCUGCAGAGUUAGUCAUGCAGGUUACAACUUGAUGCUACUAAAGUCAUAAAUAAAAUGUAAGUAUUUCAUAUCUGAUGCAACCUUCAUGUCAUCAGACCCUGUGUCCUUUUCCCUUCCAUACUCGAUUUAAUCACCCGAAGAUCAACACUACACUGCAAAAAGUCAGUGUUAAAAAACAAGGGGAAAAAAAUACAAAAAUUAAGCCCUACUGAAAUGAGAUUUUCUUAUUUAAACCGGGAUAGCAGGUCCAUUCUAUGUGUCAUACUUGAUCAUUUCGCGAUGAUGCCAUAUUUUUACUGAAAGGAGUUAGUAGAGAACAUCGACGAUAAAGUUUGCAACUUUUGGUCGCUAAUAAAAAAGCCUAGCCUUUACCGGAAGUAGCAGACGAUGUGUGCGUGACGUCACGGGGUUGUAGGGCUCCUCACAUCCUCACAUUGUUUAUAAUCAUAGCCUCAAGCAGCAAGACCUAUUUGGACCGAGAAAGCGACGAUUUCCCCAUUAAGAUUCGUGGAUGAGGAAAGUUAGAGUGAAGCACACAAAAAAAAAGAAGAAAAAAAAAGAAAAAGCAACGGCUCCGGGCGCCGGCAGUGUGGGCGUAUAUAUAUAUAUACAUAUAUAUAUAUAUAUAUAUAUAUAUAUAUAUAUAUAUAUAUAUAUAUAUAUAUAAAAGCCCCCUCCUUUUGACCUUCCAAUUAGAAUGGUGAAAAAUACUACAGUAGUGAAAAAUAUGUGUAUUACGUUUGAAAGGGUUACUUGCAUUGUUAAUACUAUAUGUUAUGAUUGCAUUCGGGUUUAAAUCGGUUACAGUUAAUGUAAACUUUUCAACUAUUCAACAUUAUGAUUGUCAAAUACGCACAAUGGUAUGCUUUUGAACAAAUGUAAUAACGAUCUUCUGUUGGACAUGGGCAUUAAAAUUGUUUGAAGUCGCGUUAAAAAGCAUUGAAUUAGAUUUGCUGAUGUCUGCAGAAACGUGUGUGUGUGUGUGUGAUCAGCAUUAAACGGCAUUCAUCAGCAAUGUCCAUCACGUACUUUUUCAUGAAAAUUGGUCGAUAGUGAUCGGUCAGCACAUCCCUAAAGUAAGCAGGUGUACCUAAUAAAGUGUCUGCUCACUCUUACGACAUUGUUUCCAUAAUCAGUCCCCCCAGAAUUUCGCGGGCUUAUUUUUGUGAUUCCCAAUGCCUAAAAUAGCAAUUUUUUUUUUCAAAAAGUUUCUUCAAAAUUUGCAUUGUAAUGAGUCCUUUUUUUUUUUGUUAUCAAUUUGUAUUUGAUGUUUUAUCUGUGACAAAUGUGUUUGGGUUAAAACAUUUGUAAAUAUUUUUACACUCCAUUUUUUUUAAAGGCGAGUUUGCGAAAUGAAUGUGCCUUACAGGAUACCGUAGUAUUGUGUAAUGUUUUGCCUGAUUGGUUGUGCAUUAUUCAAGAUGGCUGAAGUGAUGUUAACUGUCCAUCCACAGCGAUAUUAUUUGUAUUAUCAUUGUUAUUAUUAUUAUUAGUAGUAGUAGUAUAAUUUUCAAAACAAAAUAUCAAAGGGAAAAAAGUGCGGGGAUUAGUUCCUGGAAAUGCAAUUGAAAUACAAACAAGCAUAAAAUUUUAGACAAUAAUAAUGUGUUUUAUGAAUAUUUUUGUUGGGCGGAAAGUGAAGUGUUAUUGCUUGGCGGCAUACUGAGGUUACAUGAGUAACGGUGAGUUUUCUAGGAUGUUCCGUGACGUACGAAGGCCCUUGACUGUAUGAAAUAAUGUGAAGUAAUUGUUACUUACCAAGUUGAUUGUAACAUGUUUUUGUGUUUUGUUCACUUUCCAAUAA
Messenger RNA from Nerophis ophidion (straightnose pipefish), 3844 nucleotides. Its product is annotated as solute carrier family 13 member 2-like. Gene Ontology annotation, biological process: monoatomic anion transmembrane transport. Gene Ontology annotation, molecular function: transmembrane transporter activity. The transcript is spliced from 13 exons. NCBI's taxonomy places the organism in Eukaryota, Metazoa, Chordata, Actinopteri, Syngnathiformes, Syngnathidae. Gene Ontology annotation, cellular component: membrane. The record is from RefSeq and is a predicted model, not a curated record. The coding region runs from base 72 to 1859 and encodes 595 amino acids.